GUCUAACUGAAUUUCUUGGAAAGGUGCAAUAUUGUUUCUAAGCUGCCUCUGGUGCAUCUUGUGGUAUGUACGAAUACACGUUGUGAAGGGGAGAAAUCUACAAGAAUGAGAGUUUGGGUGCUUAUAUUGAUCACAAGCCUCUUGGCGAUUGGAAGUGCUCGAAAGCCAGCUCCGCCGCAGCCUGUAUUCCAUGGUCAUUUUCGCAGUGAAAAUCAACGACUGAAAAUUGCGGACAAAAUAGCUCAUUGGUCGAAGAGGGACAAGACCAAUCCAUGGGAAUUGGGUGGUCUCUACCAAGGUGAUAUUAUGGAGGCUGACAAUCUCGAUACUCGCAGUGGAAUGGAAAACCCGGGUGCUCGAUGGCCAGGCGGCAUAGUGCCGUAUUACAUUCAAAAAGGAUUUUUCAAUGGACAUCAAAUUCGAAUAAUUCAUUCCGCAAUUAAUGAAUUUCAUAAACGCACUUGCAUCAGAUUCCGACCGUACAAAAAGGGUGAUUCUUCCUUCAUUGUGAUCAAGGGACAGAAAGGGGGCUGCUGGUCAUACAUUGGACGUGUGAGCAACCGUAGAAAACCAGGACAGCAAGUAAAUUUACAGAUACCGGGCUGUGUGCAUCGAGGAGUUGUCGUUCACGAGCUCAUGCACGCUAUCGGCUUUUACCACCAACAUAGUGCCGCCAACCGAGAUCGCUACAUUAAUAUUAUUUGGCACAACAUUAGACCAGGCAAGUUGCUGUAUCAUAGGUAAGUUAAAACUUUCCUCCCACAUAUUCUUACGUAAUUUAUUUUCAGCUGAUAAACACAAUUUUGACAAACGAAGGACAACAAAUUUUAAUGUCGGGUACGAUUACAAUAGCAUUAUGCAUUAUAGUGCUUUUGCAAUGUCCAAAAACAAGCAACCAACCAUUGUUCCUAACGACAAGAGAGCCAAAAUAGGACAAAGGCAAGGACUUAGUCGGAAAGACGUUAUGAAAAUUUCGAGAAUGUAUGGCUGUAAAAAAAGAAGGGGUAGAGCAUCCUCCUGAGAAUGACACAAUCACUGAUGAAAGGGUGAAAAUGGGAGUAUUGCGUCUGAUGAAUAAUAAGAUCAAACACUUGCAUACCAAACAACUCAAAUAUUAUCCAAAUAUACAAUGUUUGCAAGAGGGGCUAUUAGGGGCAACAUACUAUUGACAGAAUAUUAAUAAUAUUGAUAUUAAAUUAUUACUAAAUACAGUAGAUUAUUCACAUUAAUAAAAAGUAUAAAAUUUGUAAAUAAAUGUUACGUUUAUGUAAAACUCAACUGUGAAAUGUCUGCCUAUUACAAUAUUUCAAGAUUUUAAUAGAGCAAUUUUUAUUUUGUUUUACAAGCAACAAUGAGAAUUUUAACUCGGUGUGAAAUCUAAAAAAUCGAACGUCGAAAAUACAUUUCAAUUUACUUUAAUUAUUGAUUGUAUUACAAUAAAUUCACCAAAAAUAUAUCAGAUUUAACCAAACUUAAAACCUUUAAAUGAUUAAAUUUUUAAAUUUUCUAUCACUUAAACAUUUUUGGAUCGAAAAAAGAUUUGGUCAAUAAUUAAUACCAUCGGAUAAAACGAUAGGUUAGUUUACAUGAAAAUUGAGAUAUACAAUACAAAUAAUGUCAAUACUGUUGCACUGACAAUCAAUGAUAAAAAUAUUACUGCUCAUUCUUAUUUUUAACCUAAUAUGACUGUAAUACACCUAGUCGAAGACGAGAGUUUAUUCAUGUAAAAAAUGUAGUUUGAUUAAAUUAUAUAACUAACUUUA
This is a messenger RNA of Gryllus bimaculatus (two-spotted cricket), 1763 nucleotides long. The record is from the annotation of a GenBank genome assembly. Lineage: Eukaryota; Metazoa; Arthropoda; Insecta; Orthoptera; Gryllidae.